GCUGUGUACAAAGGUGUGAUGUGUGUGAACUUUUAAAAUCAAAAUAUUGCAACUUAAUUAGAACAAUGACAUAUUUAUUUAUUAUGUAGGCUUUAAUGAUAUUUGAAAGUGAUUCAGCGUGAACUCGGCAAAAUACUCAUCAGUUAAGAUGGCCGAAAUAAUCUUUCAACGCCGGAAAGCUGCGACGAUAUUUAUGGAGCCAAGUCCGGUGUUAAUCAUAAUUUUAGUGUUCCUGCAAAUGUGCUCCUCCCAGGUUAUCAACAGAGUACCACACUUUGUGCCACAGACGGGUGAUAUGUCAACGUUCAGCUUAGCUGAGGACACACCAGUGGGAACGCCUGUCUACCAGUUAAAAGGAAUCGAUCCUGAUAAUGGUCCGUUAAGAUACUCCAUAUCAGGACAGUACUUCACCGUGGAUCCAGUAACCGGUGUGGUGACCCUGGCGAGGAAACUAGACCGAGAGGAGAUGGAGUCACUCGAACUUGUCAUCAGUAUCACAGACGAGGGUAUCGCCAAUACUGAACCAAACACAAUAUCAUUACGGCGAGUGAUUCCCGUGAAAGACAUCAACGACAACCCGCCUGUGUUCCACAACAGGCCCUACAUCGUGAACAUCAGCGAGGCGACCGCUGUCGGAACUGAAAUUGAGGUAUCGCCAAACAUCAUAGUGACUGAUGAUGAUGAGGGUGAUAACGCGAAGAUCGUUGUGACGUGCACGCCCAAGGAAAGAGGUAGCGACGCUGAGGCUUGUGCCACCUUCAGGAUUGAUACUCAUAUGAUAACGCCUAACAAGUAUCAAGUCCGCAUAUUCCUCGCGACAGCCCUGGACUUCGAGAGCCGCACGGCGUACAUAAUAAGUCUGGAAGCCCACGACUCGUCCGCUCGUCCGCUCCGCUCCUUAGCCAGCGUGUCCGCGGCGGUGCGCGACGUACAAGACCAGCCACCGCUAUUUCUCAACGCGCCUUACUCCGCUACAGUAGCCGAGAAUACGCCCCAGGACGUAAGUAUAAUGGAAAUAAUGGCCAAAGAUGGAGAUACUGCGAACCAGCGACCAGUGCUACUGACCCUCGAGGGAGAUGUUUUGAACUACUUCAGGUUGCUUCCCGACAGACCCAUGGGUCGAGCUACACUGGUCACCACAGAUGUGCCUAUCGACAGAGAGAGUGACGUGGUUAUACAAAAUGGAGGCGUUUACUCUUUUUCUGUAAAGGCGACAGAAUUAAUAAACAAUGAAGUUCCAUCAGAUUUCACAGUUAUUCCGAUCACAAUUAUCGUAACCGACGUUGAUGAUCACAUACCGAAAUUUAAUAAAGAUACCUUCGAUAUAUCGAUACCAGAAAACAUCGAGAAUGGAAGCCCUAUACCUGGACUGUCUAUUUACGUUGAAGACAUAGAUUUAGGUGAAAAUAGUAGAUAUAACCUACAUUUACGAGAUGUCUACAAUUCAGAGGGAGUUUUCUCACUUACAACUACCCGCGGAGAAGGUAGAGCACCUAUAAGUGUUAAAGUAAAAGAUUCCUCUAAACUCGACUACGAUGUCUAUGAUGAUGAUAAAAGAAUGUUCAGCUUUGAUAUUGUCACAUCCGUAAACGGUGAAGAGCUUUCUUAUGCCAGAGUUAACGUAAAACUUCUGGAUGUAAAUGAUAACGGUCCUAUAUUCAAAGAACAGAAUUAUAAAUUCAAUGUCUUAGAAAAUUCACCGAUUGAAACUAAAUUAGGUGAAGUUCAAGCCACAGAUAAAGACUACGGCAUAUUUGGUGAACUUGAAUAUUCCCUGUCUGGGUUCGGGUCUAACUUUUUUAAGACUGAUAUAAACAAAGGUGGUAUAUAUGUUGCUAGAGAGCUCGAUUAUGAAAGUCAAAAGAGUUACAGUUUGACUCUGUUCGCAAAAGAUGGUGGCGGAAAGAUUUCUUCAACAAGUAUAUUUAUUGAAGUAUUGGAUGAAAACGAUAACAUGCCUAUGUUUGAAGCGCUAGAGUACACACGUACCAUCAGAGAAGGUGCUACUAGUUUUGAACCACUUUUAGUUGUUAGGGCAACAGAUAUCGAUGGCCCAAGUCAAGGUGGCGGUAGAGUGCGAUACACUAUAGAGUCAGAUAAUAGUAUCGAGCACAGGGGACGGGUGUUCAGUAUAGACGAGGACAAUGGCGAAAUUACUAUCGAUAAUAAGGUUGAGUCUAUGGAUACACCCAGAGGACAAUACGAGUUAGUUGUUCGGGCAACUGAUUACGGUGUACCUCCACUUUACAACGAAACGAGAGUACUUAUAAGGGUAGGUGUACCUGGUAAUCAACGACCAACGUUUAAAGGGAACUACCACCACUACAAAUACACGGUUAACCAGAAAGACCCAGACAACAACGAAGACUACACUUUCGAUAUAAAUCCUAUGAACUAUAAAGCUACAAUACGGGAAGAUGCUCGACCAGGACAGAAUGUUACAGCGGUUGUGGCUAACGAUCCUGAUGGGUUGGAUGAUUUGCUCACUUAUCACAUAGUGUCUGGCUCUAAGGAUAACUUUAUCAUAAAUGAGAAGACAGGGCUAAUCACAAUAUCAAACGAUGCGAACCUCGAUCGUGAUACCAAUACGGAUCGAUACGAAAUUAUAGUAUCAGCAGUAGACAGCGGCUUACCACAACCUGAAACAGCCACCACUACUGUAUUCGUCAAUAUACUAGACGUAAACGAUAAACCACCACAAUUCAAUACAACUGAUUCUACGACAUAUAUCUCUGAAAGAAAACCCAUAGGUGAAAUCGUUACAGUACUAACGGCUUUUGAUACAGAUUCAACCGCAAAAUUGAAAUACACUAUAAUUGAACCUAUUAAAGCUUUUUCUAGAGCUGGUGUUCAACUAAAACCAAACGCACCUUAUGAUUAUAAAACAAUAUUUAGCAUCAAUGAAGACAAUGGCGAAAUAAGUGUUAGUGGAAAGUUAGAUUACAGUCAAGUUUCCGUUGUUAUUUUGACGGUUAAAGUUGUUGAUAUAAAUGCUGAAUUAAAUAAAGAAGAACAAUUUGCAAUCACUGAGUAUACAAUUUAUAUACAACCUUAUACGGAUAAUAAUCCCCAGUUUAUUAAUCCUGGAUGGACCAUUACCAAUCCAAUUAUUUACCAUAAGAUUAAAGAAGAACAGCCAAUUGGUAGUACUGUUUUGGUACUGAUGGCGGAAGAUCCUACUUCUGGCCAUAUGGUGUCGAAUUUCAAAGUGGUUAACUCUGAGACAGGUUUGUUGCAAGUAGAUCCACUUAGCGGUCAAGUUGUUCUGACAAGACAUUUAGACUAUGAAGAACUUAAGACUCCUAAUUUAACACUAACAGUUCACGCAGUUAGUAAUGACGGAAGUAAACACAGCAGUGCGAAGAUAAUAAUUGAAGUGAUGAAUGUUAAUGAUAAUCCACCUAUUUUUGAUAAAGAGCUAUACAAAGUAAGCGUGUUAGAAUCUAUACAGUACCCCGAACAAGUUGGUGUAGUAAAGGCGGAAGAUAAAGACGCUGUUCUGAGUGCCGAGGACAAAGAGAAAGGAUACGCAGAUGUGAGAUACGUAUUAAGAGGAGACAACAGAGAACUGUUUGUUAUUGAUAAUGUUACUGGAGUUAUUAAGGUAGCUCCAAAUAAAACAUUAGAUCGUGAACGUCAGUCUGUGCUGCGUGUGGAAGUAGAAGCUUAUGACACGCCCCGUGGUGGAGUCGACCGACUCAAAUCUGUCGCCGUUGUGUUGAUCGAUGUCUUAGACGUUGAUGAUAAUGCGCCGACCUUCGACAAAUCUGUUUACACAGCUGUUAUACCAGAGAACGUAGCAGUUGGGACGAGUGUUGUGAAACUGUUGGCAACCGAUCCUGACGAAGGAUUGGGAGGUGAAAUCAAGUACGAAUUUCUGGAUGAGGGGGAAGCUAAUGGUUUAUUUACGAUAGACACAGACAGCGGAGUGGUCCGUAGCGGGCGACCGUUAACGGGCCGGGGCCGCACAGAGCCGUACCGUGUGCUCGCGGGCGCUCGGGACGGCGGCGGCCACGUCGCUGACACGUCACUGCAGAUCUACGUCGGGGACGUGAGCGCGAACGACGGCGUACCUACCAUCAUACGACCCGCGCGGGGAGAGUCCCUGCACAUCGCUGAGAAUUCGCCAGUGGGCAGUGUGGUGUUCCAAGUGGUGGCCAGUGACCCUGAUGACCCUUCGCAACCUUCAGGACAACUCUCCUUGUCGCUACAACAGACAGAUGUAUUUGCUAUUGAUCCAGACACGGGCGUGAUCACCACUCGCCAGGCUCUCGACCGGGAGCGCACUGCAGCCUACACGCUGGUACUGAGCGUCACCGACCGCGGGCAGCCACCGCAGCAGACCACGCGCAUCGUCACCGUUGACGUCACCGACGUGGACGAUCACAAGCCGCACUUCGCCAGAAACCUGGAUGACCCACCAGUCUUGCUGACUACAUACGAGGAAGUACCGAUAGGAUCCAUCAUCGGGACAUUAGCAGCUGUCGACGAGGAUAUUGGAGAAAAUGCAGCGAUUGAUUACAUCAUUACAGCCGGUAACGAGCUCGAGUACAUAAAAUUGGAACGUAGCAACGACAGCAAAGCAGUCCUGAGAGCUGCUGCAGGACUGGACAGAGAAGUUGUGGCCAGAAUACUGCUCACUGUCAAGUGCUUCAAGCUUGGAAGUGUGCCGAGGAUUAAUAGAUAUUACAAUAGAUUGGAUCCGUCGGAAAUUCAAAUUACAAUUAAAAUCCUGGAUAUAGAUGAUCACCUGCCGGAGUUCGAGACAAGUAACAUGACCAUAGGAGUCCGCCUCAAUGCACCCAUAGACACGGUCAUAGCGACGAUAAAAGCCAUAGACAAGGACCCGGAAGCCUUGGCCAUAGACUACAGUCUCGUUAACAUGAGCUUCGAAUCUCCUAUCAAAUCCAGAUCAAUCAAUAACAUAACUGACGUCAUCGUUGUUAACAAUAGAACAGGGGCGCUGAAGAUAAUGAAAAACUUGAUACAUUAUGCUGAUGGAACUUUUAAGUUUACAUUCAGAGCAAACAACUCCAAUGAUACAGAGCGACACGCAGAUUUACCGGUUGAAGUAGUGGUGGUUCGUGAGCGGGAUCUGUUGCGACUGGUCGUACCGACCGGUCGCGCGGGUCGCAGUCGACUUGCUGCGCUCAAACAACGUAUAGCGGGCGCACUUCAACGCGACAAUUUACGUCUACAGAUGCACGACGCGACGCAUGAUGCGUUUUACGACACAAUGGGGCCGUGCUUUCAAUUCCGUAAAAUGGAUACUGGAGAGGCGCUUACUCCGAUGGCGAUGAAGGCCGCAAUCCGGGCACUCGGAGUGGAGUUCCAGAAGAUCCUGCAGGAGUACGAGGUCCACAACAUCACUGGGUGCGGGGUCAGCCGGUCGCGUCACUCUACGUCGCAGUACGCCCUUCUGGGUGUGGCUUCCGCGUUGCCCCUCGCAGCAGCUCUGGCUGCACUGAUGCUGUGCUCAAUGCACUCCACUGCGAAACGUCGGAUGCGUUCGUCACUGCUACUGUCACGGGAGCCACCUCCAGGAAGUAUGCCACCCGCCCCCCUCUCACAAAUCUCAGUGCCAACGAGACUCUAUGCGGAACCACUUUAUUCAACGUGACUCAAACUGUGUUGUCGUUAUUUAUUUUUACACAUUGAGGGUAAUUAAUAGAUUUUAUCGAUACCCAUGCUUUAAAUCCUCUAUUUAUGAUUCUAAAACAGCAAGCUUAUUGCCAACAUUAAAACACCCAAUGUCCUAAUAACAAUUACAUCAUCCAAACGAGUGUUGUAAUGAAAUUAAGUACAACAUUGUAUCAUCCAUUUUCAUAAUAACACUAGUUUGGAUGAUAUUAUGGUUACUAGGGUUGGCUUUUUUAAUGUUAGCAGUAAGCUAACUGUUUCAGAGGUUUAUGGAGGAUUCAUGUUAUGGGUGUAGAUAAAGUCUUGUAUGAAACUGUUAAUAAAAAGGUAUUAAAACACUCAUGUCAUACUAUUAUCACCCACAACCUCCAUUCCUGUUUUAAUACCUCUUAUUACACAACAGUUGCAUAAAUCACUAUUUUCGUUUUACACAUCACUUAAGGUACUCACAACACAUCAGCUUAUUUAUUAGGUACCUAUAUUCUUGUGGCGCGAGAAAUACACAUAUAAACAAAAUGCUUAGGUACUUAUUAAAUGAUCACAAUAUUGCAAUUAGGCUCAUUUGAGGCAUCAUUCUCAGGUACCUCGACGCAAACUGCAUAGAAACGGUAAAAAAAUAAAUAAUCCUAAUUUUCCAAAUAAUCUUAAUACCUUUUGGAUUCUUUAAAAGUAUUUUAUUUAAUUAAUAUUUAUUUGUCUAGUUCUGUCUAUGUGUUAUAAGGCUUAUUACGUUUAUGAUAUUAUGAUGCCAACCUUUUCCAUGCAUACACCGUAUCUAUAUAUACUGGUUAACUUAGUUAGGUCUUUUUGUUGGUCUAACAAAUAGGAAUAAUAAGGGCCCGAAAAUUUUAAUUUUUAAGCCUAUGAGCACAACUGCAAGAAGACAAGAAACACUACUGUAUGUAAUAAUAAUUACCUUUAACAUUAUUCAGUUUCUUAUUGCAAGUUGCUCUUUUAUAAAUUGCUUUCCCAUAUGUUUGUUA
Messenger RNA from Leptidea sinapis, 6623 nucleotides. It is a transcript of the gene Cad74A, whose product is annotated as cadherin-23. The transcript has 24 exons. The record is from RefSeq and is a predicted model, not a curated record. Lineage: Eukaryota; Metazoa; Arthropoda; Insecta; Lepidoptera; Pieridae. Gene Ontology annotation, biological process: homophilic cell-cell adhesion. Gene Ontology annotation, molecular function: calcium ion binding. The coding region runs from base 149 to 5620 and encodes 1823 amino acids. Gene Ontology annotation, cellular component: plasma membrane.